Pocillopora verrucosa is the source of this 525-nucleotide messenger RNA. Lineage: Eukaryota; Metazoa; Cnidaria; Anthozoa; Scleractinia; Pocilloporidae. The record is from RefSeq and is a predicted model, not a curated record.
AUGACUGUCUCUGAUGCUGAUGCUCUUCUGCGUGCUAUGUCUCUUCAGUGUUACGAAUGUAACAACCUUCCACAAGUUCUUGGCGGAACUAGUUGUAACCUCGACAAUGUGAAAAAGCUCAUUUGUCCUCCUUUUUACGACAGAUGUAUGAAGAUGAAGUAUGACAUGUCUAUCGGCAUUGGUGCACCGCAAUUCGUCGAGCUUAGAAACUGCUCAGUUAGCGCAGCCUGUGAUCCCCAGUCUGACUUUAAUUCGUGCAAAAUGCUCAGUGAUGGCGGUCUAGUCUCCAACUGUACAAUGGACUGUUGCCAAGGCGAAUUGUGUAAUACUGGAGGGUCCACUUCAAAGCCAUCUACAGCUGGGGAGGGCUCAACUAAAAAAGGCAUCCAGUCCACUGCAAGUGUGGUCCAGUCCACUACAUCUAAACCAUCCGGCGCAGUACUGGGACCAGCUGUGAGCCUCGCCAGCAUUUUGUCUGCCGUAGUUCUACCAAAGAUUGUGGGAUUUAACUAAGACCAGCUAUCU